GAGGAGGAUGAUUGGAAGGAGUUUGAGCAAAAGGAAGAAAUUGAUUAUAGUGGUCUUAGAGUUCAGUCCAUGCAAAUAAGUGAAAAAGAAGAUGAUGAAAGUGAAAAAAGAGAGGAACCUGGUGACAACUGGGAAGAGACUGGUGGUGGUGGUGGUGUAGACAGAUCAUCUGGUCCUUGGAAUAAGUCAGCUCCUGCACCAGCCCCCGUCGUUGAACCAAUUGUUACAGAGACUCCGGAGCCGGUGCAGACUGGCGGCGUGUACCGGCCGCCUGGCGCCAGGGAAGGCGGACGGCCACGGCGGGCGCAGCAGGGACCACCAGAGAUCUACAGCGACACGCAGUUCCCCUCGCUGCAGUCCACCGCCAAGCUCGUAGACAGUCGAAAGGAUAAAGAAAUGGAGAAGAGCUUUGAAGUAGUAAAAUACAAAACUAGAGGUAGGGAUGAGGUCUCAAAAAACCAGGCACUUAAACUUCAGCUAGACAACCAGUAUGCUGUGCUUGGGGAUCAGUAGACCUGCACACACAUUACAAUUAAGGAAUGCUUUUUUGGUAACCCUUCUACUAAGGUAACUAAACUACAGCUAACAGCUAUGAUGAACGUGCCACCUUAUUUCUGCUGGAUCUACUGCAGCAAGUGCAGACUACUUUGACAUAAGUGAUUGGUCCUCCUGCACUAUGGAAGCAUAAUAUGUUGCAACUUCUCCAUUGGAUAUGGGGCAAAUUAAUGUAAAUGAUUGAACAAGAGUCAUCAGUGUGCUUUAAUUGCUCAGAAAGAUACCUACAGCCAGUGGUCAUUUCAAAAUCUUUUUAUGUUCAGAUACUGAGCCUUCGUAAAGGUUGACUACCUCAGACUUGAUGCACUCAUUGUGGACACCAUGUGGAUCACAACUUCUGGAAGAGAAGGUUACAGCUGUUUUAGUGGCCAUCUGAAACUUGAAACCAGCUCUACUGGAUUCCUGUCAGAAAUCCUGCAGAAGUCAGCCAUUUGGUUCCAAUUUGAUGUAACAAAGAUUUAAGUGACCUUAAUGACGAACCUGUUCGUUCCCCUUCUGAGGAAUCCUGUCAUGUGUAGCCAUAGCCUACUAGAGACUUCUGGAGCGUCCCAUACCACUCAUACUAUCAAAGUACAACGGAGCUGUAGUUUGUUUACCUUUCUAGAGUGCUGUAUGGAAGUAACUGCAAAACAAAUUAAAACUCAUUCAGUAUCACAUUUGAGGAAAGAUGAGUUUGAAUGGUUUGUUUGCAUUAGCCAUUUUAAAGUUGUCUAAGUAUUUUUUUUUUUUAUUAUCCACAAAAGAAAUGCCUGCCUUGUUUCUGAGAUCGAUUUGCAGUAUAUUUAAACAAUGGUAAGAUGUUGUAGUGAAGUAGGAUUUAUUUUGGUUUUUGUCAUGCAGUUUGUCUUUCUCACCCUAAAGCACUAAGACUUAAGAGUUUUUGAUUUGACACAGAGGUAUCCAGACUCCAACUACAGUCUUCAGAAUUCGUCCUUUAAAAAUGAGACACGUGGCAGUAGUGAUACUAGAUAAAAACUAUUUUCUAGCAAAAGCAGUUGUUUGUUGAGAAGUGAUGCUUAUCUGAUAAAAAGAAUAACUUAAUAUGCAGAGAGAUAACUACAGCUGGUAAGCCUGAUUUGUUGGGCUACUUCUGUGAAGCAUGCAGCUCUCCGAGGCAGCAAUCCUCCACGUAUAACUCAUAAGUGGUGUUUAUUAACAGUCAGAAAGUUUAGUAAUGAUGGAAGGCAGUGACUUCUUUAAGUUACUUAAUUUAGUGGAAGUAGGCAAAAUGGCACUGAUACACUAGGAAUCUAGGACAUUGCCUGUAACUGUUUCAGUGAACCAAACCUGUCAAAUACCAGAAGUGUUCUGCUGUAACUGUUUUUCUCUUCUCUGAAUUUUUACACCAGAAGCAAAAUUAAGUACAAUAGUGAUGUGCUCCAGUGUUGAGGUUUCUCAAGAGUACAUGCCAAAAAAUAGACCCGACAUCCAUAAGAGUUGCCAACGGCAAGAAAAACAAGGGAACAAAGCAAAGCUUACUUGUGUGUGGGAGUACUGUGUAUGUGCAGAAGAUAAGGAUAGUUCAGGAAUUGCCCAUCUGGGUUCCCUUUGACUAACUGCUGACUUGCUUUAAAUUUACUUCUCUGAGGCCAAUGCAGAUUUUGCUGUUGACUUCAGUGGGGCUGGGGUUUCACCUGGUUCUUCCAUGCACAGACUAAAACUGGCCUUGCCCUUGCAGAGUUAACUGUCUAUAAAAAAUUCUGCUAGAAGCUGCUAUUAAAGAGAGGGCUCAAGAGACUAUUCCUAAAGUUGGAGACUUCAUUGGGAAACAAAACCCUGCUGAAAGACUGAUACCGAUACCUUGGACUCUGAGCCAUGUAUCUUCCUUGAAAAUCCAUUGUUGCCAGCAAAAGUGUUGUUGUCACAAUUUCUGUGGAAUUCAUGGUUAAUGGACAUGUCACUUGAUGGGGUAGAGAUGUGAAGUCUUAAAAUGCUUUUCCUGAUGCUCUAAAGAGAUUGCAAUCACUAAUGCACAUGAAUAGAAUUUUAGUCUCCUGUGUGAAGGGUAGAUGAGACUGUCCAUUGUACCACCUUCAUUUGAGGUUUUUAGGCAUGAAUUCUGGCAGUUCAAGAAAACCCUGUAAAAGUUUCAAAUCAAAUAAAAUGGAAAUAUACAUGGA
Ficedula albicollis (Collared flycatcher) is the source of this 2675-nucleotide messenger RNA. RefSeq names its product CDV3 homolog (mouse) (gene CDV3). The transcript has 4 exons. The coding region runs from base 70 to 513 and encodes 147 amino acids. The record is from RefSeq and is a predicted model, not a curated record. Gene Ontology annotation, cellular component: cytoplasm. NCBI's taxonomy places the organism in Eukaryota, Metazoa, Chordata, Aves, Passeriformes, Muscicapidae.